Lytechinus variegatus (green sea urchin) is the source of this 2638-nucleotide messenger RNA. RefSeq names its product QRFP-like peptide receptor. Gene Ontology annotation, cellular component: membrane. Gene Ontology annotation, molecular function: G protein-coupled receptor activity. The record is from RefSeq and is a predicted model, not a curated record. Lineage: Eukaryota; Metazoa; Echinodermata; Echinoidea; Temnopleuroida; Toxopneustidae. The transcript has a single exon. The coding region runs from base 737 to 1828 and encodes 363 amino acids. Gene Ontology annotation, biological process: G protein-coupled receptor signaling pathway.
UACAGGGCGGAGGAGACGGUGUGCAAUGGGUCUAAUAGAAUCGUUCAUUCAGUCUGUACACAGAAUUUAUUAACAAUCCGGCGGCAAAAAAAAUAAAAGGUUUGAGAGAUAUUUCCUCAUAGGCUUUGUAUUCAAGCCCACAAAACGUACACAAAGCCAAUGGUAAUUCUAUGUGAACUACCCGUACUACUGAUCUGAAUGGAAUCAAUAUAAUGAACCUAAUUCAAUCAUCGAUCAGCGUCAACGCAUAGUGCUCUUUCUUUGAUUAAACUGAUACAACGAUAUAUCGAGCUUUUAUUAUAACUUCGACGUCUGGAUAUCUUUAUAAAAUAAUUUUUUUAUCAUGUUACUUCUGCUUAUAUUUGGGGGCGAACUGCCUUCCAUUUUGAAAUAUUUAGAAAUUAUAUUUGACGUGCAUAGAUUUUCAUCUCCAAGUGAUAGAAGAUAUCGUACUCUCAUUGUCUGUCUACUGUGAGUUGAAAAAAAAGAGUUUGCACAAAGCACAGUCGAACUACUGUGUUCCGCCCUUCCGUCCUCAUGUUGGUAUUGUUGUCACUGUUAAGAUACUGUUGCCGAAUCAGCCAUGAUAAUGCCUAUAUGAAAUCAUAAGGGUAAUUAUUGUACUACAUUGAACUACUAAUACUUAAAUGGACAGUUCAGACUUACAGACAAGCAAUCGACCACUAAGAUCACCAGUCCAUCAUUUCUAGAACUGAUCAUUGAAACGACGCAACCAAUGAUGGAUGAAAGUACUCGAAAUGAUUCCACGAUUGUCAAUGGACUAUCGAAUGAAAUGCAGGUUAGACUUGAUGCAAAUACGACAAUCCUUGUAAGUUUUUCAUGGAGUCCAAUGGAUUGGUCAUGGUCGGUUAUCCUGCAACUUAUUUCUGCAAUCCUUGGCAUUUUAGGAAAUCUCCUAGUGAUUGUUGUUCUUUUUAAUCGCAGGAAGAAAAACAGAUCCACAGAUACCUUGAUCAGUUGUCUUGCUGUUGCAGACUUCUUAACUUCAGUGAUGCUCAUACCAAACCCUUCGCCAACGUACAUUCCAAACACCUGGCUGGGUGAGCUCUACUGCAGAUUUGUUUUCACACAAAGCCUCCUCUGGGCGUCCAUUACGGCCUCGACAUAUCUCCUGAUAUCUAUAUCUGUUGAAAGGUACAUUGCUGUGGUAUAUCCUCUUCAUGUCAAGCGCCUCAUUACUCGGCGUCGUAUCUCGAACUUAAUCUGUCUUAUCUGGAUCCUGUCUGUCUUAUCUUUACUCUUCGUCUUCUUUGUGCAUUCAGUUGACGCUUUCACCAACAAGUGCAAAGAACAGUAUCUAAACCGCUACACAAAACUUAUUAUAGCUUAUUACUGGUUCUGUCUGCGUCUCGUUGUGCCAUGUUUCGCCAUGCUAAUCACACAGGUUCUAAUUGCUCGUAAGCUAAGUCAUCAAUCUAACAACGCUCAAGGAAUGACUACCCAUCUCUCCAAAAGCAACCCAAUGCCGUCACUCCACAUUGUGGCCAGAGAACGUAUCCUAAAGAUGAUGGUCAUUGUCAUUCUAGUCUACUUUAUCUGCUGGACUCCGAACCAGAUUGCUUACCUUGGUUAUAAUAUUGGGUGGGUUCCUGAAUCCUACCUUAACAGUGAUCUCCAUUCAAUGCUUACCGUUCUUGGAUUCUAUAACUCCUGCGCAAACCCGAUCAUCUAUGCGGUUAGGUACCCUGAGUUUAAGGAAGCUCUGAAAGACAUGGUCACUCGAAACUCCGAAAGAAAUAAUGCACUUGGAAGAGGUGUCAUUGACAUAAGUACCGUGGGUGGCACCAAAAUGGCGGCAAAACUUUAGGAUCGCAUCAGGUCUGUUGAAAAUAUGACCCUCGUCACUGAAAUGAAAACAUUAUGCCAAGUUUGUUUUUGUUUUGUUUAAGGUUGAUAGCCGUCUAUAAACAUAACUGGGCUAUAUAUUUUUCACCUGUAUUAUAUAUCCUACACAACAAUGUUAAUUUGAUGUAUAAUGUUAUGAAAUCAAAUGAAACUAAGUUUUAUGUUUUUACUUUUCAACAUAUUCGAGUUAAAAGUCAGAGUCUUAUCGCUAGUUGAUAUUCUUUCUGUUUUAUUGGUAUUAUGUAUUUUUUUCAUAGGUCAAAAUACAGCUUUUCUCUUCACGCUCAGUUGCGUGGUUAGGCCAAUUUAAACAAAUAAUGCUUUCGGCAUCCCUCUCCACCAGUAGUAUAGGGAUAUCUAUAACGUCAUAACUUUAUUUGUUUUAUGAAUAUGAAUGUAAAUUCAUUCAUGUUUGAAAUAUAGAUAUGGAUAUGACGUCAUAAUCAUGAAACUGUUAUGAAACUGUUUAAAUAAAAAUGAUAUGGUGGCAUUUUGUUGCAGUAAAAUCAUUUGAAUGGUCUUUCAGAUAAAAUUGAACAUUCUAUUGAUUGUAAUCAGAUGAAAACAACAACUCUGUGUAUUGUGAGAACGGUAUGGAAUAUGUGCACUUACUUUUUACUAUUUACUAUUCAUUAAAAAUAUUUAAUAUCUAUUCAUAUAAUAUUAUACUAUUCCUCUCAUAUAUAUUUUCACCAGUCAAAUCGUUUGUUUUUGUUAUUUUAUAAAGAUUUAUUUUAUUCUGUUUUACAUUACUUUCUAUUUAUUCGUAUUA